AUGGAGGCGGCUAAUGGAAGUAACAAAACGGGUCGCAGCAGUUCUUUUAAGAAACUUCCCACUUCUUCAUCUUGGACUGUGUCACAGACCCGCACUCGCUCUUCAUCAUCCGUAGCCAGUAGCAUCGCCAGCUCUAUAGCCAGUGGGAAAAGUCGACAUGCCGAACCCAUUGGUACUACUGAUGUAUCCGUCGAGCCUGCAAAAUUGUCAAUGCCCUUGGCCAGACCAUUGAAGUUGCCCCAUUUUCCUACGUCUCCAUUCCGUCGACGCGAGUCAUCUGGGUCCGAAAUCUGGAGCGAAGAUUUUCGCCGCGCUGCUGCUGCCGCUGCCGCUUCUGCUGAUCCUGGUGCUAACGACUUGGCUAUCGACGACAUCGAUAACACUCCCAAGCUAAUACCUGGGCCUUCUUUAACGGAAACGGGUUCUCCUUAUCAUCUGCCAGAACCUGCGGUGAACCCUCCUUCGUCCUCGUCAGACAACGACGCAGGGAAGCGUGUUUCUGUUUCUUCAGUAUUCUCCCUUGCAUCUUCUCGUGGCAAUCCAAGCUCUACCCCUUCCACAGCCGGUUCCGAUAGUGGUGCUGUACAACGUUCCGCUUCCGGUAUCAUGGCUUCCGGUAAAGGUCUAGGCCCAUCGCCCGGUCAAUCUGAAUCUGGCUUGACCAAUGUGACAAUUACGACUUCGUCUAACUCGAACUCUCAAACUCCUGCUGGUGGCCCUCAAUUGACUCCUCGAGAUGCUCAUAAUGGAAAUCCCAUGGAUCUUGUCAAGCGAAAUACAGCGCCUACGUCCAAUCCGGCGCCUCGACCCCAAGUGACUAGAUCUCGAAGCAGGGCGAAGCGUCGGUUGAGUGGUAGCACAGCAGCUAGUAGCCACAGUCCUAGCAGCGACAGAGGUCCUCACUCAAGAGAAAAGGAAGAAGCCAAACCCGCACCAUGGGGUAUAAUCGGGGUUUGCGCGUUAGAUGCUAAGGCGAGGAGCAAGCCGAGUAGGAAUAUUCUCAAUAGGUUAAUUGCGAAUCGCGAAUUCGACGUGAUAGUAUUUGGCGAUAAGACAAUUUUGGAUGAAGAGGUGGAGAAUUGGCCGAUAUGUGACUAUUUGAUAUCCUUCUAUUCAGAUGGUUUUCCCUUGGAAAAGGCAAUUGCUUAUGUCAAAACUCGAAAACCGUUCUGCGUCAACGAUGUACCAAUGCAGAAGGUAUUAUGGGAUAGACGGCUCUGUUUGCAAAUACUCGAUAAAAUAGAAGUGCCGACUCCGAAACGAGUAGAGGUUAAUCGUGACGGCGGUCCGAGUAUACUAACCCCGGAGGUUGCGAAACAUAUAAAAGAUGUUACAUCUAUCAGCCUAGAACCCAGUGGACCAGAAAGUUACCGCGUACCCCGCAAAGUAGAGUUACUUGACGAUGGUGACAUUCUCAGCGUGGACGGUACCUUAUUAAAAAAGCCAUUCGUCGAAAAACCGACUAGCGGCGAAGACCAUAACAUCAUCAUCUAUUUCCCGAAAUCAACUGGCGGAGGUGCCCGAAAGCUUUUCAGAAAAAUUGGAAACAAGAGUUCUGAAUUCAUCAAGGACCUCAUUGUACCCCGCGCUAUCACCGAACCCGAGGGUAGUUUCAUCUAUGAAAAAUUCAUGCAAGUGGAUAAUGCCGAGGAUGUGAAAGCUUAUACGGUAGGGCCGCAGUAUUGCCAUGCUGAGACGAGAAAAUCACCUGUUGUGGACGGCAUCGUCCGUCGUAACACCCAUGGCAAAGAAAUACGUUAUGUUACCGCGUUAUGCCCGGAAGAGAAGGAGAUCGCAAGCAAGAUUGCCAAUACGUUUGGUCAACGUGUUUGUGGUUUCGACUUACUUCGGGCUGGCGGUAAGAGUUAUGUUAUAGAUGUCAAUGGCUGGAGCUUUGUAAAGGAUAACGAAACCUAUUAUGAUCAUUGCGCAAGCAUUUUGAAGGAUAUUUUCGUUAAGGAGAAAAUUCGGCGCGGUGGUCCAACGCCGCCUUUCCCAUCUCCUACCAUUUCUGAUAUUGGCGACCCACUAACCAAAGCUCUAUUGAAUAGUAAGGAGAGGGAAUUGCAAGCUGCCGGAAGACAUUCCAUUCAUACUAGGCCUCCGACAACUACAGGCUCACUCUCACCCGAAGAAACCAAGGAAGUCAAGGAGGAGCAGAACGCGGGACCAACCUCUCCGCCGAAGUCUGACUCAGGGGUAGCAGCUAUCGCAACGAGAUUGCAAAAUGGCAUUAUUAGCCCUGGGGCAUAUCAUACUAGCGGCUCUGCUGGAAGUAGUCUGCCAGCGACAGCCCCGUCAACUCUUCCGACUACCCCUUCAGCCGUAGCGGAGGAUAAAACCGAUCACCAUUUGGAGCAUCCAACGCCGCCUCCGCCUCCACCUAAACAUUCAUGGAAGCUUAAGGGCAUGGUUUCCGUUAUUCGCCAUGCUGAUCGCACUCCGAAACAAAAGUAUAAAUUCACAUUUCAUACACAGCCGUUCAUUGAUCUCUUGAAGGGCCACCAAGAGGAAGUUCUCCUUAUUGGGGAGGCAGCCUUGGCUAGUGUUCUUGAUGCGGUUGACUUGGCCUUGAAAGCUGGAGAAGAAGACAGAAAUAAGCUCAAGUCUCUUCGCAAUGUAUUGGUUAAGAAAGGAGGUUGGGCUGGUACUAAGGUUCAAAUCAAGCCGAUGUUCCGCAAGAAGAAAGGCGCAGAGAUGACUGAAUCUACUCCGAAAGUUACUGAAGGAGUUAAGCUAGAGUCAAAUACCACAGUUCCCCUGUCCGAGGAAAAACAAGAUACGACCCAACCACCAACAGAGGAACAGUCGGAGGUCGAAGACAACCAGCGUGGGCCUGAAGUAACGGAAGCGGUUGUGUCGGACUCUGAAGUACAAGCCAGACAUCCACCGCGACGACAAGAUUCCAUGUCAGGAGUAACAAUGUCGAAGUUUACAGCAGCUGACAAUAGUUUCGUCUUGGACAAAUUGCAGCUUAUCGUCAAGUGGGGAGGAGAACCAACUCACUCGGCUCGUUACCAAGCCCAGGAAUUGGCACAGAACAUGCGCAACGACUACCUUUUACUCAAUCGUGAUAUUUUAGAUCAAGUUCAUGUUUUCAGUAGUUCAGAGCGACGAGUCACUGCAAGUGCACAGAUCUGGGCAGCGUCAUUUAUAGAGAAAAAUGACCUUCCCGAAGAUUUCAUCACGAUACGAAAAGAUUUACUCGACGACUCCAACGCGGCGAAAGACGAAAUGGACAAAGUCAAGAAGAAGCUGAAAGGUUUAUUGCGCAAGGGAAAUGAGAGGCCGUCACAAUUCGCUUGGCCUGAGAGCAUGCCCGAACCCGCCGAAGUACAGACGCGAGUUGUGCAACUGAUGAAUUUCCAUCGCCGCGUCAUGCAACACAAUUACAGCAAACUACAAAGCGGUGCGGUAAAUUCGCUCAACGCAAUCAAUUCUCCUAACCAAGACAAAUCCCAUGAAGGUUCCAGUACGUCUAUCGCUUCUUCGCUGUCACAGGCCAAUGCUAUGAACAGUAUCCAGGCUCGCUGGUGCUGCGGCGAGGAUGCGGAGUUAUUCCGAGAGCGUUGGGAGAAACUGUUCGCGGAGUUCUGUGAUCAUGAGAAGGUUGAUCCUAGUAAGAUCUCCGAAUUGUAUGACACAAUGAAGUUCGACGCCCUGCACAACCGUCAGUUCCUUGAGUGGGUGUUCACUCCACCGAAACACAUGCUGGAAGAGGAAUUUGGUAUUACGAUAAAUCGCGAAGGAAAGACAUCACCGAAGGAGUCCGAAGACGGCGCGAAAACAGCCGAUGAUAAGUCUGACAUGAGCCAAGUUCUAGGCUCACCACCAGCGGAUAAAGUUGAGAAAUCGGACCGACCGGAGAAGGCCGAAAGGGGCGAGAGGUCGGAGGCGCAGAAGACUGUUAAGCGCAUUUUCCGCAGAAGAUCGUGGAUGAAGCAUCCUCACGAAGUCGAUAGGCCUGCUGAAUAUUUCCACUUACCCAAAGGCAACAACCAAACGAAAGCGAAAACGGACGAGUGCUUCGAACCUCUUCGGGAACUCUACCAGUUGGCCAAGGUCUUGUUCGACUUCAUUUGCCCACAGGAGUAUGGCAUCUCGGACAGCGAAAAGCUUGAAAUUGGGCUCCUGACGUCGCUUCCCUUGUUGAAGGAAAUUGUCCAGGACCUUGAGGAGAUGCAGGCAUCAGAUGAUGCUAAAUCAUUCUUUUAUUUCACCAAGGAAUCGCAUAUCUACACGUUACUGAACUGCAUCCUCGAGGGUGGUAUUGAAACCAAAAUUAACCGCAGGACGAUCCCCGAACUUGAUUAUCUUUCGCAGAUCUGCUUCGAAUUAUACGAGUCUGAGACUAAGGUGCCAUUAGAUGCGCCUCUUGCGGAUCAACCUACGUUCAACUACAGUAUCCGCAUCACGAUCAGCCCCGGUUGCCAUAUAUUCGAUCCACUUGAUAUCCAACUGGAUAGUAAACACUGCAUAGGAUGUGCACCGCGCAGGAGCCUGACGCCUCACGCAGACUGGAAAAAGGUCAUUGAGACGCUCAGGGAUAAAUUUCAUCAGGUCAAAUUACCCAAGACGUUUCUUGCAGUAAACCUGUCGGACGCCUUCUCAUUCCAGGAGAAGGAACGCCAAAAUUCCGAAGCGGAUUGUCUUGAGAAGGACACCACGGCUAACAAUGAAACGGAUCAUCUUGAGAUGAAAACCAUCGGUUCUUCACACCACCAUCACCACACCUCAUCAAAGAAGGUCGAUCCCGGUGACGACGCCGAGGCAACAACAGUCAUUGAUGAGCAGCCUCUUCCACCUCCUGCUGCAACGUUCAACACGGCUGCUGUGCCUCCGGCCGCAGAUGCGCCGGGAAUAACGGCCCCUGAAUCAGAUAUUUCCAAGGAAAAUGUUGUCGACCAUAGCCAUCAGCAGCCAUGA
Hypoxylon trugodes is the source of this 4926-nucleotide messenger RNA. Its product is annotated as histidine phosphatase superfamily-domain-containing protein. Gene Ontology annotation, biological process: inositol phosphate biosynthetic process; inositol metabolic process. NCBI's taxonomy places the organism in Eukaryota, Fungi, Ascomycota, Sordariomycetes, Xylariales, Hypoxylaceae. The transcript is spliced from 4 exons. Bases 1 to 4926 code for a protein of 1641 amino acids. The record is from RefSeq and is a predicted model, not a curated record. Gene Ontology annotation, cellular component: cytosol. Gene Ontology annotation, molecular function: inositol hexakisphosphate kinase activity; 5-diphosphoinositol pentakisphosphate 1-kinase activity; diphosphoinositol pentakisphosphate kinase activity.